GUCAAGCUUCAUAGAGAAUGUUUCAGAGAAAGUUCCAUGGAGCGGGGCAUGUAAGUUCCUGACCAGUAUGAAGCAAGGAUUUCACAAAAGAACUUACAGCCAAAAUCCCCGCUGCUGUAGGCUUAGAAGUCUUGACAGAACUACAGGAAGGGGGAAAAGAGCCCUUUGGAGAAGGCAUGGCUUCCAGAGAAGAGACUGUGAAGAGCACACACAGGGUGCUCAGAAUUCAGUUGGAUGCACUUGAAUUGAACAAGGCCCUGGAGCAGCUGGUGUGGUCCCAGGUUACUCAGUACUUCCAUGGACUUCAGCCAGGGCUGUUAGCCCAGUCUGAACCUGAGCUAAAAGCCCUCUCGUGGCUUUUUUUAUGGCGAGUCACCUUUUACUCUAAAAAUGCUACUGUGCGACAGUCAGUUUUAAGUAUUCAGUACAAAAAUGAUUUUUCUCCAACCCUGAGAUACCAGCCACCGAGUAAAAACCAAAAGCUCUGGUAUGCUGUCUGUACAAUUGGUGGGAAGUGGUUAGCAGAACGAUGCUACGAUCUGUUUCGAAACCAUCAUUUAGCAUCAUUUGGGAAAGCCAAACAGUGUGUAAACUUUGUGGUUGGACUUUUGAAAGUGGGGGGGUUGAUUAAUUUCUUGAUUUUCCUCCAAAAAGGCAAGUUUGCAACUUUGACGGAACGUCUCCUAGGAAUGCGGUCCGUAUUUUGCAAGCCCCAGAACGUGCGUGAGGUUGGCUUUGAGUAUAUGAAUAGGGAGCUUCUCUGGCAUGGUUUUGCAGACUUUCUUAUUUUUCUCUUACCGCUCAUCAACAUCCAAAAGUUGAAAGCGAAGUUGUCUUUGUGGUGCAUCCCCCUUACUGGUGUUUCUAAUGGUGACAGCUCAUUAGCCAACAGCAGGAAACAAUGUGCUCUGUGUGGAGAGUGGCCCACCAUGCCCCACACCAUAGGCUGUGAGCACAUCUUCUGCUAUUACUGUGUUAAGAGCAGUUUCUUGUUUGACAUGUACUUUACUUGUCCUAAAUGUGGCACCGAAGUACAGAGUGUGCAGCCACUUAAAUCAGGAGUUGAGAUGUCAGAAGUGAAGGCUCUUUAGUAACUAAAAUGGUUUCCUCUGAGGAAAACUGUGUUAUGUUUAAAUCCGCAGUAUUAGUCACCCUGAG
Molecule: messenger RNA, 1158 nt
Organism: Pteronotus mesoamericanus
Lineage: Eukaryota; Metazoa; Chordata; Mammalia; Chiroptera; Mormoopidae
Product: peroxisome biogenesis factor 2-like
Biological process (GO): protein import into peroxisome matrix; fatty acid beta-oxidation; very long-chain fatty acid metabolic process
Cellular component (GO): peroxisomal membrane; Cdc73/Paf1 complex
Molecular function (GO): zinc ion binding
Source: RefSeq, a predicted model, not a curated record